Molecule: messenger RNA, 1155 nt
Organism: Yamadazyma jaroonii
Lineage: Eukaryota; Fungi; Ascomycota; Pichiomycetes; Serinales; Debaryomycetaceae
Source: the annotation of a GenBank genome assembly
AUGGGCUAUUUCAUACCACUGAACAAAUUACAGAACUUGAAAUUAUACAAGUACCAGAGUGAAGAUCACUCCUUCAUUUCCAAGUAUUUCUUGAAGAAAUGGUGGAAUUCAUUUGUCACCAUUUUCCCUCGUUCAAUGGCACCUAAUGUUAUUACUUUGUUGGGAUUGGUAUUCAUCAUCACCAAUUUAAUUAUGGUGUUUUACUAUGAUCCAUACCUUAAUACCACUUCCCCUACUUGGUGUUACUUUGCUUAUGCUUUUGGAUUAUUCAUGUAUCAAACUUUCGACGGAUGUGAUGGAUGCCAUGCUAGAAAUACCGGUCAAAGUGGUCCAUUAGGUGAAUUAUUCGAUCAUUCCAUUGAUGCUAUUAACACCACCUUAGGUGCUAUAAUUUUUUCAUCAGUGUUGCAAUUUGGUUAUGGAUAUCUUUUCUUAUUAACUCAAUUUGCUUCAGUAUGUAAUUUUUACAUGUCAACUUGGGAAGAAUAUCACACCCACACUUUAUUCUUAUCAAAAUUCUCAGGUCCAGUUGAAGGGAUUUUGAUGAUUGUUGGUGUUUUUAUCAUCACUGGAGUUUUAGGUCCUGAAAUAUUCUCAUAUAAGCUUUUUGAAAUUGGAGCUUUAAAUUUGGAAGUUGAUAUCAAAACAGCUGCAAGUAUUUUGGGUCUUGGAUCAUUAUACUUCAACAUUGCUCAAGCUUUUGUUAAUGUUUCUAAACAUUAUAAAAAAGUAGGAACCCCUGAAAAGAUUCAAGGAGCUUAUGAAGGAUUAAUCCCAUUUGUUGCUUAUUAUAUUACCAUUUUAUCAUUAACCACCACUUAUCCUGAAUAUUUAUCUAAAUUUGCCAUUCCUUUGACAUUAUCCAUUGGAUUGUCUAUCGCUUUUUCAGUGGGCAGAAUCAUUUUAGCACACUUGACAAUUCAAACAUUCCCUAUGGUACAAUUCCCCAUGUUUGUUCCAUUAUUACAAUUGAUUUCAACCUUCACUUUUACCAAAAUUUUCGGUUAUGACUAUUACGACACCGUAUACUCCAUUGCAUGGUUAGGAUUCGGAGUAACUUUAGGUAUUCAUGCUAUGUUCAUCAAUGAAAUCAUCUAUGAAAUCACCACCUAUUUAGAUAUUUAUGCUUUAUCCAUCAAGCAUAAAAAAGAGUAG